AAUGGUUUUCCAGGAUUCUACUAGGAAGGAGGACUUUCUCACUCUUCUGCACUUGAAGGACAGAACAAGGGCGUCGGUAGGUGAUAGCAGCAGAAGUGUGAUCCAUAGCUCAAGUACCGCCAUGGCUGCGCUGUCGGGAGGAGAGAUGUGCAUCAAAUACCUGAUGUUUGCCUUCAACUUGGUAUUCUGGCUUGCAGGCACUGCUGUCUUUGCUAUAGGCCUGUGGCUAAGAUUAGACCCAAAGACCAAAGGCCUGUUUGAAGGAACAGACUCUCCAUAUGUGUUUUCGACAGGUGUAUAUAUCCUGAUAGGAGCUGGAGCGCUGAUGAUGGUGGUGGGUUUUCUAGGAUGUUGUGGGGCCAUUCAGGAGUCUCCCUGUAUGCUGGGACUGUUUUUCUUUUUCCUGCUCAUCAUAUUUGCCAUUGAGGUCGCAGCUGGAAUCUGGGUUUUUUCCAACCAAAGCAAGGUGGUGAAUGACAUCACAACAUUCUACUUGGAGACGUACAAUAACUUCAAGACGACAGGAGACGAGCGGCUGAAAGAGACACUGCGGAUGAUUCAAAUCGGGCUGAACUGUUGCGGACCAACUGGUACUGUAAUAGAUACUGCCAAAGACACAUGUCCUCAGGGAGAGCCACUCGAGGUGCUCAUUACAAAGAGUUGUCCUGACGCCAUUGAUGAGGUGUUCGACUCCAAGCUACACAUCAUAGGAGGAGUGGGCAUUACCAUCGGCGUCGUUAUGAUGUUUGGGAUGAUCUUUAGCAUGCUCCUGUGCUGCGCCAUCAGGAAGUCUCGGGAGGUGGUGUGACACCCACCUUCUUACCCCGAAGUCCUUGUUAAUGUUGCAUGAUGUCAUUCCUAGAGUCACAUGACUCCCCACUGCCAACAGAAACACUGCUUGUUCAAGGGGGAUAACCUAAGCCAGGCUGGGUGUAGAUAUUUCUGAUUAUUACAUUUAACGUCAGUUAUAACUGUGCUGCUGACACUUAGGCCCACCUUCCUGGACUAUAUAGAUGCAAUGUGGUUAUUUGGCCCAACUAUAGAAUGGGUGUCAUCUGUGCUUCAGUGGCAAUGUAGUACAGAAAUGUGUAAUUUUGUGGUCAUUUGAUUGAAAUUAGUGUUUGUGAACUGCUAAUUAUCUAAACAAAAGAUCAUAUUAUUGUAUACUGAUCACAUUUCUCACCUGGAGUCACCCACUGGCUAGAGGGGUCAUGGACCAGGGCAAUAAAAAAAGGCAACCACAACCACUUCAGCACAAUACAGCAGUAGCCAAUGAAAUUCUGUAUAACUCCUUGUUCUUGCAACACCGAAGUCAAGCCAUGGUGAUUAGUAGCCAAUUGAAUGCCGAGCUGUGAACUGUGCGGACUAUGGUUUGUUCCAGUUUGGUAUUAGAGUAGCAUUUUAGUUCCUCCAUUGUGACAUUUCAUUUGUUCCUUUCCUUUCUUUCUCCAGGUCCUAACCUGCCCUUUCUAAAAAUGCCUUUUAACUUUUUGUCACGUUUUAUAAAUGUCUUUUUUUGUUUUUGUAAACGGUUUAUACACUUAGGUGGUUGUAUGGUACAUGCGGUUUGAUGAUGUAUUUUAUAAUUUUUAUUUUCCAGAGAUUAGGCUGAUUUAUAACAUAUGCACUAUGUUUUACAGAGACAAAAAAUAAUGAGAGCCAAAUAAACCAAACUAACUAA
Messenger RNA from Micropterus dolomieu (smallmouth bass), 1681 nucleotides. RefSeq names its product CD9 molecule a (gene cd9a). The transcript has 9 exons. Bases 2 to 808 code for a protein of 268 amino acids. Gene Ontology annotation, cellular component: membrane. The record is from RefSeq and is a predicted model, not a curated record. NCBI's taxonomy places the organism in Eukaryota, Metazoa, Chordata, Actinopteri, Centrarchiformes, Centrarchidae.